Trypanosoma rangeli is the source of this 2856-nucleotide messenger RNA. RefSeq lists its product as uncharacterized. The transcript has a single exon. Lineage: Eukaryota; Euglenozoa; Kinetoplastea; Trypanosomatida; Trypanosomatidae. The record is from RefSeq and is a predicted model, not a curated record. Bases 1 to 2856 code for a protein of 951 amino acids.
AUGGAUGCUGCGGCAUGUCGUCGGCUUCAGCACCGCAUGGAGUCCCAUGGCAGGGCGGCUAGCUGCCAAACAUCAUGCAAUAUAUGUGGUUUCCACUGCAGCUGCCCGCCACAUGUGCAGCACGAGGGACACAGGGGUGAUGACGUUUUUCGUGGCUGCUGUGGUGCUGGUGAUGGACACCUGAAUCGUGGCGCGUCGUUUUUGCUGCCCUCUACUGCCCAGGCUUGGUUGCUACAGCUGGUGGAAGGCGCGGAAGUGGACAUCACCGAUGGUGGAACAGAUCACCGGCGACGUAUAUCGUGCUGCUGUUCUUGUUGUCAUGGGUAUCAUCACUUGUUUCACACACGAAACGGUGGUACAGCUGGUGUUCCUUUGAAGCCGCGGGAACGUGAGAAGGUUGAAAGGGGGGAAGUGUUGAUGGAAACAUGCACGAGGCGCACAUGCUCUCCAGAAAGAACGUCAACCACAUUGCCCACCGCCACGUCGGCGGCGCACCCUUACCCAGAUGUCACAGCGAACGGUGUGGGAGAGACCACAGUGGCCGGGAGCGCGCACGGCGCCCAGCAGGAUCUGCCAUUCAAGCCGUCCAAGUCAUCCUUGACACUGGCUCCGUUAAUUCGGCUUGCCGAAUCCACACCCUCGCGCGCGCCCGCUGCGGGCGAUAAUAGAAGCGCUGAGAGGGGCGGCUAUGGCCAAGCCCGUCCUGGCAUUUUGCCACACGAGUACGGAGGCCCAUCAGAGGGGAGUAUUGAAGUGCGUCAACCAGCGUGCGCAUUUACGCACACUUCUUUUCUUCCCGUUCCUCGUUCAUCAGACCAAUCAGCGCCACCGCAGAGUUUGAGGUCAGUUGAGCUUUCAGUCCCUGUGUCAGCACCGCCACAACCGCCAUCUUCGACAGGGCCAGCAAUGGCCGGCACAGAUAAGGAUGCUCCAAAAACAACCAUUGAUGCAGUUGCCGCUGCGCAACAUACGCACGCCUACGGGAUUGCACCGGUCGUCCCCACUGGCAACCUGUCACUCGGAAGUUUGCCGGUUCUCACUGAGCUAGCUCCGGUGCCGAGGCCCGACAGUUCACAGAGAGUCGGGUCAUCCCUUUCCGGUACUGUCCCACUACCGCCACGCCAAGUGUCCUUUUUGGAAUCAUCUGUUGUCCCACAAAGCCCAGUCCCACAUCUCUUGGCAACACCCGUUCUGCAGCCAACCGUACAAGACACCCCAGUGAGGACGGCGGCAUCUCAAAUGGCUUCGGUGACGGGGCCAGAGGCUCCAGCUCUGACUCCUGUGACAACCUCCAAUGUGCAGCCAACUCCGGCAGUGGUGUCUCCUGAGCCUACAUCCACCGAUGUGAUCAAUGCGCUGCGGGAAAAGUUGUUGUUGGAAAAGGCUGACGCCUAUGUGCGUGGUUUGGAGCGGCAGCAGGAGGAGCGUUUGGCUCAAGAAGAUGAGAGACAGCGUUCAAAAAAUUAUGCACAUGUAUUGGAGCUGUUUGCCCGCCUCUGUCAGGAGGAUCGCGAACUACUUGAGGCGAUGUAUGAAAGCAGCAUGCAUCCGGUGGAGGCCUCUCCGCCCAGCCCGGCCUUUGUCGGGCAAAGCCCUUCUUCUCCACAAGAAGGGAUGGGGACCACAACACCCUCUCAACCCAAGUCGCCACCGCUUCCAGAGGAAGUGAUGGCGGCUUACAAGGUGGGUGCAGGGAACAUGGUGCCGUCGGUGUCACAACCGCAGCCCACAGUGCCAACGCAGGUGGAAUUACCACCCCCGCUACCGCCACCGCCGGUCGUCGUUACCGCGCCACCAACUCCACAAAUAUCAGCCGCCACAGCUUUACCGACACCUCAGUCGCGACACGUUCCGCCAGAAGCACCUCCAUUGAUAUCUACGGCAGUACCAUGGGGAGCGGCAGAUGGAACGAUGAAGGCAUGGGUGGACCAGCACUUUGGGUCUUCUUUGGAUCCACAGCACCGUGCGCUCUUGCAACAUGUUUUGCUUUCCAGAGAGGCAGAGAUAAGACGGGUGGCCGCUGCAGAAUCCCAAUGUAAAAAACUUGAGGCGCAACGCGUUGAUGCAACAAACUCCGGUGUGCCGUUGGGCGCUGAAGAAUGUGCUCGAACGAAUUUGAAUCAAUGGCAACAGGAGCAUAAUAUAGAGUUGACAAGAGCGCACGAUCAAUUGCAUGCAAGGGAAGAAGAACUCAUUGCACUCCGAAAGGCCCAGGAAGAGCAGAAAGCGAAGUUGGACGAGCUUACACGAUCCAUGCAAAGCCAUUCCGUGCUGUUGGGAGGUGUGAGCGCUGGCGAGGAAACGGAUGAGUUGCGUCGAUGGAAAAUGCGAUGCGACGCUGUCGAGCAACAGCACCGAUUUAGUGUUCAACGCCUGGAGGAACUACAAGCAUAUAUUGAGCAGCUACGCAAUGGUGCUCAGAAGGCAGUCAUGAAUGUCGCUUCCUCCGGUGCGACCGCUCAACCCGUGCCAUCAGACACAACAACUGUACCCCUGUCUUCUGUGAAUGCCUCGCCGCCACAGAGCUAUUCGGAAACAGUUACACCGUACGAAAGUGUAUCUUUUGGCAAGCCUCCUACGGUCCCUAGUUAUUCGGCACCGCCAUACAUGGCUGGUGGUGCGUUCGCUGCCGCGUCGACACGGCGAGAGAGUCCGGUCACAGGUGCAUUGAAUUCACCCCAGCCUCGUUCGGAUGCCGUUAGUCCUUCCACUGCUAGCAUGGAGCGGGCGGCAGCGUUGAAGCAGCUUCGUGAGGAGAUGGAUGUGGAAUGUAGUCGAUUUGCCCACGAGACACAACGCUGGCAGGAGUACGUCAAGCAUCAAGAAGAGAGAUGGUUACAGCUGCGCCGCCAGUGA